Messenger RNA from Aethina tumida (small hive beetle), 1992 nucleotides. RefSeq names its product gephyrin (gene cin). The coding region runs from base 151 to 1959 and encodes 602 amino acids. NCBI's taxonomy places the organism in Eukaryota, Metazoa, Arthropoda, Insecta, Coleoptera, Nitidulidae. The record is from RefSeq and is a predicted model, not a curated record. Gene Ontology annotation, molecular function: molybdopterin molybdotransferase activity. The transcript has 2 exons. Gene Ontology annotation, biological process: gamma-aminobutyric acid receptor clustering; molybdenum incorporation into molybdenum-molybdopterin complex; glycine receptor clustering. Gene Ontology annotation, cellular component: cytosol; postsynaptic membrane; cytoplasm.
UAUUUAAACAGAUGUAAACAAUAACAUAACCUUACAUUCCAAUCAGAUUUAAUUGUAUGUUGCAACAUGAGUUCAAAGUUUAAUUAUAAGUCUUCACAUACAAGUUAAAAAUCUGCCUUGGUAACCGAUAUUCAACUAAAAUCUCAUAACAUGGCUCUCACAUUCUCCAUCAUCACAGUGAGUGAUACAUGCUUCGCCAAAGAAAAAAAUGACACAGCUGGCCCACUACUAAGACAAAAAAUUCUAGAUGUAUUCCCCUCAUCCGAAAUAUACAAAACAGCCAUAGUACCUGACGACGUAGACAAAAUUAAAGAAGAAUUGCUAUCAAACAUAAACGCCAGCAAUAUAAUUUUCACUGUUGGAGGCACAGGAUUCUCUAAAAGGGACGUGACCCCAGAGGCAACCAAACAAGUAAUCGACAGAGAAGCUAACGGAUUAUCCUACGCAAUGCUGUCUAAAAGUUUACAAGUUACAGAUUUUGCCAUGCUCUCUCGUGCAGUUUGCGGCAUCAAAGACAAGUCCAUAAUCAUAAAUUUGCCGGGCAGCUCCAAGGCAGCUCUAGAAUGCUUCGGUUUCAUACAAAAAGCUAUUCCACAUGCCGUCGACUUACUGUUGGACAGGUCGUCAAAAGUUAAAACCACACACAAUAACCUUCAAAACAAUUUAAGCUGCAGUCUCACUAUUAACCCAGCUGAAAGAUCUCGCACGUCGAAAUUCCCAAUGCUGGACAUGGACCAGGCGACGAAAACAGUUCUUUCACACAUGGAACCUUUGAACUCGUUGGAAUUGGUUCCGGUCGAAAAGAGUCUCCACAGAAUACUAGCCCACGAUGUAGUCUGUAAGCAACCCAUACCAGCCGUUGACACGUCAAUUAAAGACGGUUAUGCCGCAAAAAGUAGCGACGGCGUAGGAGUCAGAAAGGUCAGAUCUGCCGUAGCCGCCGGUUCGGCACCAGUAAACACCCCCUUGCAAAACGGAGAGAUCAUAAGAAUAAGCACCGGUGCCCCCGUUCCGUUGGGGGCCGACGCUGUGGUCCAAGUGGAGGAUACGAGUCUUGUAAAAAGCGAGGGAGGUGAAGAAGUGGAGGUUUCCAUAAAUGUGGAGCCGAAUGUUGGCCAGGACAUUCGGUUCGUGGGAAGUGAUGUGAGGGUCGGCGAGUUGGUAAUCAAAGGAAAUUCGAGGAUAACCGCCGCGCACAUUGGAGUGUUGGCGAUGUUGGGAUACACCGACAUCCACGUCCACCAGAAACCGUCCGUCGGCAUCAUUUCGACCGGCAACGAGCUUCGCCAGCCCGGCGAGGCUCUGAAACCCGGACAGAUAAUAGACAGCAACAAGCCCACUCUGAUGAACUUACUUAAGGAGUAUUAUUACGAGGGCAACGACUGCGGAGUUGCCCGGGACACCCCGGAAGAGGUGUUGAACGUACUUACUAAAGCUUUCGAGAAGAACGACGUUGUCAUUUCUUCCGGAGGCGUCUCCAUGGGUGAAUUCGACUUAAUCAAACCUGUGCUGGUUGAGUACUUCAAGGCGGAUGUGCACUUCGGAAGGAUCAAUAUGAAGCCAGGAAAACCCACCACUUUUGCCACGUUGAUGUUCAAUGGGAAGAAGAAGUACUUCUUCGGUUUGCCCGGCAAUCCUGUAUCAAGUGGAGUAACUUGCGUAUUAUUUGUAAUACCCACACUCAGAAAACUGGAAAGGAGCAUUGACAUCGAUUUUCCUGUGGCCAAAUGCGUUUUAAAAGAUAGUCUCCGAAACAGGGAUGUAAGACCGGAGUAUGUGAGAGUUUCGGUCGUUUACAAAAACGGAGCUUUGGAGGCAACUUCGACAGGAUCUCAAGUUAGUAGUAGACUAAAUAGUUUGCUGGGAGCAAAUGGCCUCAUGGUGGUUCCUGGGAAGACGGAACAGGCACAAGGCCAGUCAUACGACACUGUUAUAAUCUCAAAUGUACUAUUCGAAUAACACGUUGUUAAGGAUUAAACAAAUUUAAUUACA